Messenger RNA from Hibiscus syriacus, 630 nucleotides. Its product is annotated as DCC family protein At1g52590, chloroplastic-like. Gene Ontology annotation, molecular function: protein-disulfide reductase activity. The transcript has 4 exons. The coding region runs from base 1 to 492 and encodes 163 amino acids. Lineage: Eukaryota; Viridiplantae; Streptophyta; Magnoliopsida; Malvales; Malvaceae. The record is from RefSeq and is a predicted model, not a curated record.
AUGAAUUAUCUAUCUCCUUUAUCUUCAAAUAGUAAAAACCCCAUACAAGCAGUGCAGACAUGUUCAAAAUGGGAUAUUGGCAGUGGUAGUGGUUAUGGAGGCCAAGGAAGUUAUGGUGGUGGUAACAAUUAUGGCACUGGUGAUAUCUACGAAAGCAAUUCUGAUCAGUCUGAACAAAUUUUAAUUUUUCACCUUUUCGAUGUUAAUAGGAGAAUAUUGUUCGAAGCUCUUCAAAGUGAAGCAGGGAAGAAGCUACUGAGGAGAUCUGGAAGAGCUCCUGAUGAUAUUUUCAGUGUUGUUCUUGUUGAAAAAGAUAGAUCAUAUAUUAAAUCAGAAGCGGUGUUGAAGAUCAUUGAAUACCUGGAAUUGCCUUUCCCUCGGCUUGCAUUCUUCAUGCAAUUCAUACCCUUGCUCGUAAGGGACUUCAUGUACGACAACAUCGCGAACAACCGGUAUGCGAUUUUUGGGUAUUUGACUUCUUGCAAGAUAUGAAGCAAUACAAUGAAUAGUAAGUCAUAUAUCACACAAAAAUGGAGGGCAUCUUGAUAAGUCCUGUUGUAUAUGAGUCCUGAUGUUUCAUCUUGUUUCUUGACUGUUUAUGUUGUAAAUUAUGAAAGGUCUCACUAUGAA